Molecule: messenger RNA, 345 nt
Organism: Lolium rigidum
Lineage: Eukaryota; Viridiplantae; Streptophyta; Magnoliopsida; Poales; Poaceae
Product: glycine-rich cell wall structural protein 1.0-like
Exons: 1
Coding region: 1-345 (114 amino acids)
Source: RefSeq, a predicted model, not a curated record
AUGGCCAAGUGGUGGCUCGUCGCCUCCCUCCUUCUGUGCGUCGCGGUGGCGACAGCGGCGGCCCGGGGCGUGCCUGCCGGCGACGACUGCGACACCGUUGCUGCUGAGGCCGGUCGUGACGGCGCUGGUCUCGACGAAGCCAAGACCGUCUUCGGUGGGAGCAAUGACGGCGGCCUCUUCGGCGGGGGCGUCAACGGCGGCCCGCUCGGCUCGGGGAUCGCCGGGUUCGGCCCGCACGGCGGUUUCGGGGCCGGCGCCGGGCCGUUCGGUGGGUUCGGCGGCGGGUUCGGCGCUGGCGGGGGUGGAGGAGGAGGAGGCGGCGGCGGCGGCGGCGGCCUGCCUUAA